Clonostachys byssicola is the source of this 1473-nucleotide messenger RNA. NCBI's taxonomy places the organism in Eukaryota, Fungi, Ascomycota, Sordariomycetes, Hypocreales, Bionectriaceae. The record is from the annotation of a GenBank genome assembly.
AUGGAAGCAAAAAAUCAGCUUACGGGCCUACAGUCCCUACCCGUUGAGAUCUUGCGCUGCGUCAUCCGCCUCGUGGAUCCAAUUGGCCUCAUGUCGCUUGCGCAGGCGAACUCCUAUCUCCGAAGGAUCAUCGACCCAGGCAAGAUAGAGCUUGGAGAACGACUGCUCCAAUUAGAAACUAUACCUGAACACGGGGGUACCACCCGAACAGCAACAUCUGUGCGGGACAUUGACCUAGUAGGCGUGCGAUGGGCUUGCGUGGGAUGUAUGAGGCUUCUCUCACACAUCCACUUUGACAAUCACUCCCUGCUCAGGCUCAGGUUCCGCAAGCCCAUCCCUGGGACUCCUGCUCAUAGCCCCAUCACAUCAUGGGACUUGCCCCGAUAUCCCUCACGAGCCAGGCCUCGUGGACCUAAAUCCAACCAAGGCUGCGAUGAUCGGACAGUUACCGACACGUCAGAGCUCAAUCCAGACGUUGUUGAUGAUGAUGGUGGAUGGGAAGGUGACCUUCAGGAGGCGAUUGGAGUUCUCAAUAUAUUCCAAGACUUCCAGAAGAAGCGAGAGUUGAUGCGUUGGGGUACGAAGCGCCAUCUGCGCCGAUGCAACGAGUGUCGCUUCCAAAUUGGCCAUAUUGGCCGUCGACGAAACCCCCUGACCGAAUCCAUGACUAUUCCCAUACAAAUGAGUCGGAGGGUCCUGUUCGCCGAUACCAUUGAGCGAUAUUUCCCAGGCUACCUAGACCCGCUGGGCAAGGAAAGGCCCCUUCCCGCGCCGCCUGUGCUGCGAUGGUUAAAUCCCUCUCGGACUGACUACAGCUGGACCAUGUGCAUGCUCCGAUGCCCCGACUGUGGAAUGUGGCAAGAAUGGCGGGACUUCAUCUUUGCCAACGACGUCCUGAACUUGCCUGGCAUAGAUUACCCACUGAACCUACCGGAGCUUCAUGGCCGACUUUCUUCAGAGCACGCUCUCUGCAAUCAUUGUACGGCAGAGAGGCAGGGCCGAGACACGCUGGGACGGCGUCUGAUCACGGGCUUGCGCUAUCACCUUUCUCAGAAAAUCAUCUACAUGGUCCAUAAAAUCGAACGCGGGUUUUUCUUGAUGCGUAUGUCACUCAGCAAUGGACAGUCUUACCGCACUCUCACGGCAGAGGAUAAGGAUGAGUUGAAAAAUUGUAUGAAAGGCGUAGUCCGUGGAGGAGGUGUACCUCUACGGUCCGACGCGGAGAGAAUGGGACUGCUGAGGGAACGAUUCGCUCAGCUGACGGAAUUCUUUCAUCGAGUGCUUGCUAAGUAUGAUCUUGAGGCGCAACUGAGAGACUUCAGUAUGUGGCAUGAGCUCCAAUUGUGGAUAGAGCAUUACCACAAUUAUGAGAGAAUGUUGGACUGGGCCAAGGGUAUUCUAGAUGGCGACGUGUUGACAUCUGAUAGUAUCGUCGAUUGGGCAUUAGCUCGAGAUGGGGCUUCUCUGAGUUGA